Molecule: messenger RNA, 682 nt
Organism: Corythoichthys intestinalis (scribbled pipefish)
Lineage: Eukaryota; Metazoa; Chordata; Actinopteri; Syngnathiformes; Syngnathidae
Product: calcium/calmodulin-dependent protein kinase type II delta chain-like
Exons: 4
Coding region: 97-600 (167 amino acids)
Biological process (GO): protein phosphorylation
Molecular function (GO): calmodulin binding; calcium/calmodulin-dependent protein kinase activity
Source: RefSeq, a predicted model, not a curated record
AUACCAUCUCUCCAUCAAAAAUAGCAUGUUUGGCUUUGCUUUGAGCCAUUUGCCCUUUUGUGAGCGCAGAUAUCUUUUCAUUCCCGCAAAACCAAAAUGCUUCGCCAUCUUCUCGUGAUUUUGUCAUCCCUGGCGGUGUUGAACAGCAACGAAGUGACCGUUCAGAUGGGCGCCGACGAUAACGAAUCUGACGCCGUUCGAGCACAGAAGCAGGAGAUUAUCGAAGCCACGAAGAAACUGUUGACAGCCAUCGGCGGCGGCGAUUUUGAAGCCUACAAGAAAAUGCGCCAUCCGGAUCUCACCAGCUUUGAGUCCGAAAGCAUAGGAGUCUUGGUGAAAAACAUGGAGUUCCAUCGUUACUUUAUUGAAAACGUUCUCCCACCUGGUGUCCUUCACACCCUUAUUGUCAACCCUCACGUACACAUGUUGGGGAAGGACGCCGCAUACAUCGCGUACAUACGUCUCACUCAGAGCGUGGGGCAGGACUUCAAGGGUAAGACGGACAGGGCGGAGGAGACUCGCAUCUGGCAGCGGAACAACGGCACUUGGCUCAACGUCCAUUUUCAUAGGACCGGCUCCACUUCACUGCACACAAAAUAAUGUUCCUUAUCUUCCUUAUUGCGUCUUUGGAACGCAAACACAUUCUGCUACAAAGUUCUAAUAAAACAUGAGCAUCCAAGAA